AAGAAAAAUAAAAUACAAAAUUGUGCCUCUCUCUCUCAAAAAAAAAAAAAAAAAAAAAAGAAUUUGCAGGAAACAAAAAAAUGGCAUCGAGUUUGUUAAGAACCCUAACGAGAUCGUCAAAUUUUGGUUCAACCACCAGAAACUUUAGCCUCGUUACCAGCCAAAUUAGCAACCAUACUGCAAAAUGGAUGCAGGAUACUACCAAGAAGUCUCCAAUGGAGUUGAUCAAUGAAAUUCCUCCCAUCAAGGUGGAAGGCAGGAUUGUUGCAUGUGAAGGAGAUACUAACCCUGCACUUGGGCAUCCAAUUGAGUUCAUUUGCCUUGACCUGAAGCAGCCAGCCGUCUGCAAGUACUGCGGUCUACGCUAUGUCCAGGAUCAUCAUCACUAGGAGUUUGAUCCUUUCUAGGGUUGCUGUUUUUAGGCAACCCAUGUCUGUCUCUAUGAUCUUGUUUCAAUCCUAAAUGCAUGAUUAGUGAUUUUGACAAAAAUCCUUGUAUCACUAUAUUUUAAUAUCAAAUGAAUAAGGAUUUGACGUGACCACUA
Messenger RNA from Ricinus communis (castor bean), 544 nucleotides. RefSeq names its product NADH dehydrogenase [ubiquinone] iron-sulfur protein 6, mitochondrial. Lineage: Eukaryota; Viridiplantae; Streptophyta; Magnoliopsida; Malpighiales; Euphorbiaceae. The transcript is spliced from 3 exons. The record is from RefSeq and is a predicted model, not a curated record. Bases 81 to 389 code for a protein of 102 amino acids. Gene Ontology annotation, biological process: mitochondrial electron transport, NADH to ubiquinone.